Eurypyga helias (sunbittern) is the source of this 884-nucleotide messenger RNA. It is a transcript of the gene AAGAB, whose product is annotated as alpha- and gamma-adaptin binding protein. The annotation marks the transcript as partial. The transcript has 10 exons. Lineage: Eukaryota; Metazoa; Chordata; Aves; Eurypygiformes; Eurypygidae. The record is from RefSeq and is a predicted model, not a curated record.
GUAUCACAGGAAAAGAUGACCUUACUGUGGGUGCAACUUCACGCGGAAGAGUGAACUUUUACCCCUGGACAAUAGACAAUAAAUACUACUCUGCGGAUAUUCACCUCUGUGUAGUACCAAACACAUUUCUUGUUACCGAAGACAUUGCUGAAUCUGUGCAAGCAUUUGUUGUGUACUUCGACAGCACAAUUAAAUCGGGCCUUGAUAGCGUCUCUGAAUGGCUUCCCCUGACAGAAGAGUGGUUGCCGGAAGUCAUGAUCCUGGUUUGUACAAGGGUGUCUGAAAAUGGUGUUAACAGACAGAAAGCUCAAGAAUGGUGCAUCAAACACGGCUUUGAACUGGUAGAACUUAGCCCCGAGGAUCUGCCUGAUGAAGAUGAUGACUUUCCAGAGUCCACCGGAGUGAAACGAAUUAUACAAGCUUUGAAUGCCAACGCCGCUCGUUCGGCUCGACUGAAUCGCCUCUUCCCAAACCUUUGGCCCCAGGGCUUCGGGCUGCUCAGCACACUGGCAGGUGCCAACUGCAGCGUCGGCUCAGCGGGGGACCAAGACACAGAAUCCCGUCCGUCGCCCGCAGACAGCGAAGAGGCCCGGUCGGGCAGCAGAGACGAUGGAGCUGGCACAACCGACCUGCAGAGCGACGGCGGCGUAGAUCCCGCGCUGGACACGGACAUCCAGGAGCUGGCCAGCCUGACCACCAGAGACAGCGACCUGGAGAGCUUCGAAAGGCUCUUCUCAAAGCUGAAAGAAAUGAAAGACAAAGCGGCGACGAUGCCUCACGAGCAAAGAAAACUUCACGCGGAAAAGGUGGCCAAAGCAUUCUGGAUGGCAAUUGGAGGCGACAGAGAUGAGAUUGAAGGUCUCUCCUCGGAUGAAGAAAACUGA